CACGUCAGCUCCGUCUGGCUUUCUUGAUGCAUUCCUGGAAAGACACCCUGGACUAUUCUUCUAACACGAUGGAGUCAGCCGUCCAGUAUGAGAAGUUUAUGAAUGAGUUCUUCCUGAAUGUGAAAGACAUCCUGCGUGCGCCUACUGACAUCACUGGUCAGUUUGAGAAGUGGGAGACGGCAGAGGUGGAGCUCAACAACAGUUUCUGUGACAGGAAGUCUGCCGUGCACGAGGCUCUGUGUGACAACGUGGACACCCGCACUGCCGUGGAGGAGAUGAGAACGCUAGUCAGCCAAAGCAACGGUUACAUUGCCAGCAAGAAGAGCGCCAAACUCAGGCCCAACCGCAUGCUGAUGGAAAGUGUCGCUGCGUACCUCACCAACAUGCUGAAG
This is a messenger RNA of Neolamprologus brichardi, 392 nucleotides long. The record is from RefSeq and is a predicted model, not a curated record. Lineage: Eukaryota; Metazoa; Chordata; Actinopteri; Cichliformes; Cichlidae.